ACAGCAGUACCGUACUUCUUCUCUUUCUUUUGCUUUUCAACAUCUUGCCUGCGGCAAACCACAUUCUUUAUAUCACUGCGCGUUGCUGAAGAGCUAGACUCGACGAUCUUCUCAUCCCGUCUAUAUCAUCUCCGAACCACUCGAUCAAACUUCAGACAAAACCACUCACAACAUUCCUUUCUUCGCUCAGCCGGUCUAGCGAAUACUCAACGAGAACCCUUCUCACAUCAUUCAUUCAAUUAUCAUCAUGUUUUCCCAAGCCACUCUCCUUUUGGCGCUUGCCACCAGUGCCGCCGCGCACAUGAUUAUGGAAUACCCCGUCCCAUACGGCAAGGCUACUCUGAACAGCUCUCCAUUGGCACCAGGCGACUACCCUUGCAAGCAGCGUACUGGCGUUUACGAUGUCACCGAGAUGAACCAGUGGAAUGCUGGCGAGACCAAGACUAUUUCCUUCAUCGGCUCCGCAGUCCACGGCGGUGGUUCAUGCCAGUUCUCCCUCACCACUGACCCCAAGCCUUCUGAAAGCUCGCAAUGGAAGGUCAUCCAGAGUGUCAUCGGAGGAUGCCCCUCAAACGUGACUGGCAACAUCACUCCAGCCGACCCCGACGGCCACGGGGCUGCUACCUUCCCCGUUCAAAUGCCCAAGGACAUUCCUGACGGCCAGUACACCUUCGCCUGGACCUGGUUGAACAAAGUCGGUAACCGUGAAUUCUACAUGAACUGUGCCCCAGUCCAGGUCGGCAACGGUGCUUCCAAGGCCUCUACCAAGAGCGUCUCCACAGCUCUCUCAUCCCUUCCAGACAUGUUCGUUGCCAACGUGCCCGACACCUCCUGCAGCACUGCUGAGGGUGAAGACUUCGAAUACCCCAACCCUGGAAAGAAUGUCAUCACGAGCGCAGAGGCAACACCAGGCAGCAAGAUCAGCGGCGCUGGAUGCAGCACCAUGACCAAGAUGGGUGCUGGUAAAGGACAGCUUGGAUCUCCCCAGGCCCCCGCUUCGAACCCUUCACCAAGCAGCGCCCCUAGUUACGGUGCUCCUGUCGCUAGCAUUGCACCUGCUCCUGGUUACGGUGCCCCCGUUGCUAGCAGCGCACCUGCUCCUGCUGCCAGCAGCCCUCCUGCCUAUGCCGCACCUCCCGCCAGCAGCCCCCCUGCUUAUGCCGCACCUCCUGUCAACAGCCCUCCUACCUAUGGUGGUGCCCCUCCUGCCAGCAGUGGCCCUACCUAUGGUGCCCCUCCUGUCGGCGGUGUCUUCGCUCCUGGCGCUGCUCCCGCACCUGCUGCACCUGCUACUCCAUCUACACCUGCCGCUGCACCCAAUGCACCUGCUUCCAAGCCCAGCAGCGCUCCUCAGCAGCCUCAGCAGCCCGACAACAGCAGCAGCACUCCCAGCGUUCCCGCUGGCAAUGCAGACUGCACUCCGUGCCAGACCGAGGGUGCUGUCGUGUGCAUGGGCGGCAACAUGUUCGGUCUUUGCAACCACGGAUGCGCAGUUCCUCAGGCUCUCGCAAAUGGCAUGUCCUGCUCUGGUGGCGUCGUUGUCGCCUCAACGAAGCGAUCUCUCAAGUUCCCUCGUGGCCACCUCCACCGUCGCCACGGCGCUUCCCACCUUAUCUAA
This is a messenger RNA of Pyrenophora tritici-repentis Pt-1C-BFP, 1618 nucleotides long. Lineage: Eukaryota; Fungi; Ascomycota; Dothideomycetes; Pleosporales; Pleosporaceae. The record is from RefSeq and is a predicted model, not a curated record.